Molecule: messenger RNA, 252 nt
Organism: Paramecium sonneborni
Lineage: Eukaryota; Ciliophora; Oligohymenophorea; Peniculida; Parameciidae
Source: the annotation of a GenBank genome assembly
AUGGAAAAAGUUUAAAGCUAAACUUAAUUAACAUCACAUACUGUGUUAAGUCCAAUAAAUAAGAAACUUAAGUUCAGAACAGAUAAACGUGGAUUUCCAAUUCUAAAAGGAUCUAAAUGUCAUUGCAUAAGUUUUAAGGAUUAGAUAAAAAAAGGAGAACUACAUACUAUAAUAAUGGUGGAGAGUUGGAAAUAACUAAAUUAUGAUAAUAAACAUAAUCAAAAAGCUAAAGAGUGUUGUGCAAUCUAUUGA